CGAGUCGAUUAUUACAUUAAGUACAUCGAAAUUGGGUUUUUCGACAAGACAUUGUUAACGAAAAAUGUUCAGCUCUUUUGAAAUAUGUGCGGCUGCGCAGUGACUACUAAAGACGGAGGACAAAUAUACACACACGAGGUCGCUAUACCUCACCAAAAUUCAGUCAAAGACUAUUAUGGUUCAGCAGCCUAUAGACAAUACACAGACACACCUACCUGUUUACAUAUGAGAUAGUUUCUGUCGAAUAACCACCAUUACAAUCAUCCGUUGGUAAUAUGAUUUUGAAUCUUAUUUUCCUGAGGGUCACGCUAUGAGAAAAUUAUCCAUCCAUCAAUUCUCCUUUCCAAACCGCUUAUUUAUCCUCUUUAGGGUCGCGGGAGUGCUGGGGCCUUUUUAUAGGUUAUAUAUAGCCUAUAUACGAAUUAUAUAAACAUGAAAAUAAUUAAUAUUUUUUUCUCAUCCGAACAUCGAAAGCACGUUCAGUUAAACAACGAAAAAAAGCAAACUCGUUUUUAAGCAGUUUUAAUGAUGUAAGGAAUUUGUGGCGUGCGCACAAAUGGGUGUGACCAAAGGGAGCUUACAGGUGCGCGCGCCCUACUUGUGAACCCAUCGCAUUUCAGCACGCAGUUAGUUCGCGAGAUGCGUUAAUAAUUGUGAAACAUUAGUUUCCAUGUGAUUCAGAUAAUUAUAUUUAAUUUCAUUUCAUUUUUAAAUCUUAUUUUUCGUGUUCUUUUUCGAGUUUUUUUGCGCAGACUGCAGAACAGCGUAUUUGGCGGUCAUUGUCAGAUAAGUACCUUUGACAGCCUCUAAUAGCUAUAACAUAAACUGUAAUUAAUGGAUCGUUUAAAGUUGGUUUUACAAUAUUUCCAGUCAAAUUCUGAGUCCAUCUCCAAUGGUAUCUGUAUAAUACUGUCACUUAUAAGCGUCAAGUUAUAUACAAGUUUUGAUUUUAACUGCCCUUGUUUACCGCAAUACAAUAAGAUGUACGCAAUGGGGGUCAUGUUCGUCCCCCCAAUCAUACUGUUCCUUUUGGGAGUGUUAGUUAAUCGUCAUACAGGGGUGCUGAUGGAAGAGUGGGUCAGACCCCUGGGCAAGAGGACAAAAAAUCCGGCAGUGGUAAAAUUUCUGCUGUCAUCAAUGAUGCAAAGGGCCCUUCUGGCCCCCAUGGUCUGGAUUCUGAUGACACUCUUGGAUGGAAAAUGUUUCAUCUGUGCAUUUAGUAUGAAUGUAGACCCUAAAUAUUUUACAGGAAUACCUAACAGCACCGGCCUAGAAUUAAUCAAGAUCAUGGCUAAGGUGCCUUGCAAAGAAGAUGUUAUCUUCGAAAACAAAAGUUUUCGGAAAGCUGUUUCACGUUAUGUGCGUUGUUACUCUCAAGCAAUAGGCUGGUCAAUCCUCCUCUUCUUUAUUUUUUUGGGUGCUGUGGGUCGCGUCAUCAAGCCUUGCUUCAAUCACGCCACUUUUCUGCAGACUCGUUACUGGAGCAAUUACCUGGACAUUGAACAAAAGCUCUUUGAUGAGACUUGUGUCCUUCAUGCCAGAGAUUUUGCCAGAAAAUGCGUGGUGCAGUUCUUUGAGAGCAUGCGAGAAGAUGUGACCGUGAGAAUGCCCCUCUCAAGUGCACUCAGACCCAGCACAAUCCGUAAUGAAUAUGAAGAGGAAGAAGAGGAGCGUCUGCAUGGUAUAACCAGACAAGAUCAGGUGGAUCAUUUGCUGCAAACAUGGUACGAGUGCAAACCAGAACUGGAUGUGACCAAGAUGGCCUAUAAGCCCAAAGUUUGUAUCACUUGGGAAGAUCACAAUGGAAAGGCAUUAUUCUCUGAUGUGUAAAAGGGAAAAGCAGAUCUUACCUCUUAAGUAAGGAUUCAUGCAAAUAAGUGACAUGCUAAUAAAGGUAUUGGAUAUUAAUAAAGAUAAUGAAAAAUGUUUUUAAAUCCUAAAAUUAUAAUGAAUUGAGGACUAAUUAACUGAUUAUUGUUAAAGGGUUAGUUCACCCAAAAAUGAAAAUUAUGUCAUUAAUUACUCACCCUCAUGUCGUUCCACACCUGUAAGACCUUCGUUCAUCUUCGGAACACAAGUUAAGAUGUUUUUGAUAAAAUCCAAUGGCUCAGUGAGGUCUGCAUUGCCAGCAAGAUAAUUAACAUGUUCAGAUGCCCAGAAAGGUACUAAAGACAUAUUUAAAACAGUUCAUGUGACUACAGUGAUUCAACCUUAAUGUUAUGAAGCUAUGAAAAUACUUUUUGUGCACCAAAAAAACAAAAUAUCAACUUUAUUCAACAAUAUCUAGUGAUGGGCGAUUUCAAAACACUGCCUUAUGAAGCUUCAAAGCUUUAUGAAUCUUUUGUUUAGAAUCAGUUCGGUUCGGAGCGUGUAUCAAACUGCCAAAGUCACGUGAACCAUUGACAUUUUGAAAUGUUUCGAAACGCUUAUGACGUAACAAAGCCUCAUUUACUGAAAUCACAUGACUUCGGCAGUUUGAUACACAUUCCGAAACACUGAUUCGAAACAAAAGGUUCAUAAAGCUUUGAAGCUUCAUGAAACUAACCCUUUGGUUCAGAGGCAAAAGCUUGCAUGCUGUUGCAUAUGUCUUCAUCAAUUUUGCAAAGGGCCCUUCAGGCCCCUAGUCUGGAUUCUAAUGUUAUUGCUGGAUGGAGAAUGUUUCAUCUGCAUAUGAAUGUAGAACCCAAACAUUUUUAACUGUAUAAUGUUACUGUCAGAUUAUUGUCAAUUCAGAAAGCUUUGUUUUAACCUUCUUCAAGAGCUUGCAUGCUGGUGCAUUUGAAUAUGCUGGGAUUUAGUUUGUGUAAUUUUGCAUGUCUCUUUCCCCACACAUUACACAACAACCUCAUGGAUAUGGCUUGGAUGCAAAUGACUACAGAACCUUGGCAACACCUGAAAAAAAAUUGUAUUGUUUAUGUAUUUGUCAGUAUGUAUUGUAUAUGUGUAUCUAUUAAUAGUAUAAAUUAAUAAAAAUGUUUAUUUUAGCUGUG
This is a messenger RNA of Ctenopharyngodon idella (grass carp), 2990 nucleotides long. RefSeq names its product calcium homeostasis modulator 3 (gene calhm3). The record is from RefSeq and is a predicted model, not a curated record. Gene Ontology annotation, molecular function: monoatomic cation channel activity. The transcript is spliced from 3 exons. NCBI's taxonomy places the organism in Eukaryota, Metazoa, Chordata, Actinopteri, Cypriniformes, Xenocyprididae. The coding region runs from base 835 to 1830 and encodes 331 amino acids.